AUGAGCAAAAUCUUAGUCGUCUUCGGUGCUACCGGCAACCAAGGUGGGUCGGUCAUUAGAAGUGUCCUCGCAGACCCCAAAUUAUCAAAGGAGUUCAAAAUUCGCGGCGUCACUCGUGAUCCUUCAAAGCCAGCAGCCCAGAAACUAGCAGAACAAGGAGUCGAUGUAGUCAAGGCGGAUUUACUCGAUAAAGGGACGCUUCGCAACGCUUUGAUCGGAGCGCAUUCAGUUUUCGCUGUGACAAAUUACUGGGAAAAGGCAUCGAAAGAGAUUGAGGUGACACAGGGGAAGAACAUCUCGGACGUCUCAAAGGAGAUCGGCGUUGAACACUUGAUUUGGUCCUCACUACCCAAUGUCACGAAAUUAACCGAUGGGAAAUUGUCAAAUGUCCCUCAUUUUGAUGGCAAAGCUGAAGUCGAGGAGUACAUCAAUGCACUCGGGGUUCCGGCAACGUUCUUUCUGGCAGGAUUCUACAUGCAGAACCUAAAGAGCGCUAUCAAAUUGGGCGAAGAUGGGAAAAAAACAUUGGCGUUCACUUUCCCAGGGGACACCGAGGUCCCGCUUUUCGAAGCAUCAGCUGAUACCGGCAAGUUUAUUGCAGCGAUCCUAUCUUCAGACUAUGCAAAGCCCAGAGGGAAACAGGUCUUGGGGGCAUCAGGCUGGUUCACUCCCAACGAAAUCAUAACUACAUUUGAGGAAGUUACGGGACAACCCGCAAAAUAUGUACAACUACCUGAGGAAGUUUUCAGAGGCUUCCUACCUGAGGCUUUUGCAACUGAGAUGCUAGAGAACUUCGCACUGAUCCGAGACUAUCAAUAUUAUGGCCCAAAUGCCAAAGAAAGUCUCGAAGAAUCACUGAAGAUUUUGAACCAACCCCCCACGAGCUUCAAGGAAUUCGUCCAAAGAAAUGGACCUUGGGAAUAA
Messenger RNA from Morchella importuna, 924 nucleotides. RefSeq lists its product as uncharacterized. NCBI's taxonomy places the organism in Eukaryota, Fungi, Ascomycota, Pezizomycetes, Pezizales, Morchellaceae. The coding region runs from base 1 to 924 and encodes 307 amino acids. The transcript has 6 exons. The record is from RefSeq and is a predicted model, not a curated record.